Carassius auratus (goldfish) is the source of this 2206-nucleotide messenger RNA. RefSeq names its product tripartite motif-containing protein 55-like. Gene Ontology annotation, biological process: regulation of microtubule cytoskeleton organization. Gene Ontology annotation, molecular function: zinc ion binding. Lineage: Eukaryota; Metazoa; Chordata; Actinopteri; Cypriniformes; Cyprinidae. The transcript has 8 exons. Gene Ontology annotation, cellular component: cytoplasm. The coding region runs from base 140 to 1252 and encodes 370 amino acids. The record is from RefSeq and is a predicted model, not a curated record.
UCAUUAUAGAGGCUACAGACAGGCGGUUGGGCAAUGGAGAGGGCCUGAUUUCACCCCGUGUACAAGAACUGGGGCAAUUUAAUUUUCUCAGUCACAAACGGUCUCAUUCUCAAUUUAAGUCGUUGCUGAUCAAAUCAGGAUGGACAGCUUGGAGAAGCAGCUUAUUUGUCCCAUUUGUCUGGAAAUGUUCACGAAACCGGUUGUGAUUCUUCCUUGUCAACACAAUCUUUGCCGGAAAUGUGCCAAUGACAUUUUCCAGUCCUCAAAUCCAUACCUUCCCACCAGAGGAGGCACAGUGACGUCAGGUGGCCGUUUCAGGUGUCCAUCCUGCAGGCAUGAAGUUGUGCUGAACCGCCAUGGGGUCUACGGUCUGCAGAGAAACCUUCUGGUGGAAAACAUCAUUGACAUGUACAAGCAGGAGUACAUCAGCAGCAGACCUUCUCCUGAACAGAAGGUUGACCAACCGAUGUGUGAAGUCCAUGAGGAUGAGAAAAUCAACAUUUACUGCUUGAGCUGCUGCGUACCCACUUGUUCUAUGUGUAAAGUGUUCGGCGCCCAUAAGGACUGUGAAGUGGCCCCUCUUAACAGUAUUUACCAGACGCAAAAGACAGAGCUCUCGGAUAGAAUAGCAAUGAUGGUGGGCAAUAAUGACAGAAUCCAAGGCAUCAUCAGUCAGUUGGAGGAGACCUGCAGAAGCAUAGAGGAAAAUGGCAGGCGACAAAAAUCCAAGGUGUGUGAAAAGUUUGACCAUUUGUAUGCCAUCCUGGAGGACAGGAAGAGAGAGAUGAAUGUGAAAGUUAACGCUGAACAGGAAGAGAAACUCAAUUACAUACGUCGGCUCACAAGGAAGUAUGGAGAUCAUCUGGAGUCUAUGACCAAAAUCAUGGAGACAGGAAUCCAGACACUGGAAGAACCUGAGAUGGCUGUUUUCUUACAGAAUACCAAACCCCUCUUGCAAAAAAUUGCAGAGGCAUCGAAUACCUCGCACCUGGAGAGAGUGGAGCGUGGCUAUGAGAACAUGGAUCAUUACUCUGUGAGCUUCAAAAGAGAGGGCAGGGCUCUACGUAAUAUCGACUUCGCCAGAGAUGAUGAUGAUGAUGAGGAGGAGGACGAGGAGGAGGUGGCUGUCGAUGCAGACAGCCGGGCAGGGCAAACAGCCUCGGGAGAAGUGGACUCACUGAACGAAGAAGCCCUUCCGCCCCUUCUUCCCCCACAGCCCCUGAGCACAUGCAGACCCGGCACAUCAUCCUAGCUUCACAAAGUGCAAAUGUCAACACAAAGUGAUCCAGCGUUCAUUUUUUGCAAGAUGUUCAAAACAAUAUGGACACCUACAGUUUGAAAACAGACUAUUUUACCAGUGCUGGUACUGUUUCUGUUUCAGUAGCUGCUUAAGAAAAGUCACUAGAUGACUAAAUAUAAUUGGAGAUGACUUAAGAAACCCUUCCAAGAUUUGUGGUGUUGUUUACUGCGUAGGGAGUGUUCGCGUGGUAUUUCAUUGCAGUUGGCACGGCAGUGGUAUUUGAGUUAUGAAUGACAUGAUUCACUUUAAAUGUUCCCUGGAUUUCAUAUUUAUAAACAUCAACGUCAAAUAAAAGGUUACCCUCGUGAGUGUAAUCAUUUGUAACAGAUUUAAUUCAAAUCAACAUCCAGUGCAGUUCCAAAAGCAUUGAUGUAUCACAUAUACAGCAGAUGCCUUAUCUACAUGAAGAAACAUCUGUGGAAGUAAUCGCCUCAUCUCUUUGCUCACAGGAUUGUCUUCCCCUGGUCUUAGAGUAAGCGAAGAGUAAACAAGUGAUGUUCGCACAUCUCGGUGGUCGAGCUGAAAUAACGAUGCCAGGACAUUGCGCAAUGCAUAUAUUCUGGCCCAGUGGAGGGUGAGCAGUGACAGGAUGUGCUUCUGUUGCUGGCUUCACACAGAGAACGGCUACAACCAACUUAAUGAGGUCCAGGGAGCACAACCCCAAAACAACACUCGGCUCAGCAUGUGUGGCUUCCACCUUUGCAAUGAAUGAAUUAGUCGAAGUGACAUGCACUCUGUGGUGCUACAAUAAAAACAUAAGGUUGAAAUGUUCUGAGUGCCUUGUUAGUUCACAUUUGAGUUAUUGAUUGGAUUUGGAUGUGCUUCAGCCGUACACUUUAGGACAUGGUUCGGUGAAAGUACACCCAAGAUCUCCAGUUGCUGUAGAAUGAGUCACCACUCAUCAGC